CUAGCAGCACACUUGGCAUCAGCUGUUAAGUCAACUUGAAGGCGACCUUGUUCACGGUGCCUGUAUUUUGCUCAGAGCUGGCACACGAAGGCGCAAAGACGGUUCUGACAUUAGAUAACUAGAUGUGUUUUUGUUUUGCUGCACCUUAAAAAGAGCCUGGUUCAUAGAGACAUCUCACUGAGAAGCGGCUACAAACUGGAGAAUGUAGCUAGGACAAGAGAGGGAUGUGAGAGCACAGUGAGAGAGGUGGUCGUCCCAAAGUUGUGUUUGCUGGCUUGGACACACUGAGUGUAUGUGUGUGUGUGUGAGGGUGGAUGUUUGUAUGGAUGCCCUUCACUGCAUGCAGAUUUAGGACCCUGGCCUGAUGGAAAAGAGAGACAGGAAGCCGGGAUAUUUUGCCAGGCUGAAGAGGCGGAGACAGCUCAAGCAGAGCCAGUCAGAAAAGAGUGUGAGUGAGCAGAGCCCGGCGAUCAUCUCCUGUCCAGACGUCCCAAAUGACAGUGACCCCAACAAAAAGACAGACCUACAGAGAGUAACCGCAAAGCCACCCGCAGGCUCAGAUGAUGUCAGUAAAAGUAACAAUCAGGCAAAGAGGGAGAAGAGGAGGCCACCAGGGACAGUGGAGGUCAUUGUGGGACCUAAUGAUUCCCUCAACAGCAUCGCACUCAAGUUCAACAUCACCCCAAACAAGCUGGUCCAACUGAAUAAGCUCUUUGCUCGCAGCGUCUAUCCUGGUCAGAAGCUGUUUGUCCCCGAUGUGAGCCAGUUCGAAGAAAGUCUGAAAUCUCCGGGUUCCUCUGGUCCCUCCUACUCAAAUGGCAUGUCAGAGUGUGCAUCACAUGAUGGCAUGUCAAACUGCAUGUCGGCAAAGUCCAUCCGGCGAGAGCUCUCCCCAAACUCGGAGGACGAGAGCCCGGCAACGGUUAAAUUCAUCAAGAUGAGCUGCAAAUACUUCACUGACGGCAUGGGAGUGGUGGGAGGCGUGCUGAUUGUGACACCCAACAACAUCAUGUUUGACCCGCACAAGUCCGACCCCCUGGUGAUUGAGCACGGCUGCGAGGAGUACGGCUUGAUCUGCCCCAUGGAGGAGGUCGUGUCUGUGGCGCUGUAUGAUGACGUGUCGCGCAUGAAGCUCAAAGAUGCUCUGCCGUCAGACCUACCCCAGGAUUUGUGUCCUGUGUACAGGCCCGGUGAGUGGGAGCAACUGCCGUCAGAGCGGGAUCUGAACCCCUUCAGCCGCUAUGAAGCUCUUGAGCCGAAGCGACCAAUCGUCUUGGACGACAUCGAAUCAACCCUCUCAGAAACUGAGGGUGAGCAGACAGCAAAGUCUCCGUCAGACGAAGGAUUCACAGAGUUGGAGCCAACUGUCAACGGGGCCACUGAAGAGGCGGAGGGGAUGUCCGGCAAAACACAGAGCCUUGCCAGCAGGGACCAACAGAAACUAGGACCAAGCUGGGGACUCUUUCAGGACAAGUCGGUGCUUGGUCAAACUAAAGGGAAGCUGGAAGAUGAGGAGGAUGAGGGCGUAGCCCAGAACAGCUCCAUCGAGGAUGGAGAGUCGAUACAAUCCUCUUCAGAGACUGAAAAACAGGGUGACUUGCGCGAUAAACCUAAAAGCCAAGAGGUAACUGAGACCAAAGACGUAAAACCUAAAGGGGCUGAAGAGCUGCUAAAUGGUGCACAUGAUAAAAUAAACAGCGCACCAGUGGACCAAAACAGGAAGUUGAGUCUGAAGGAGGCUUCGGAGGUUUGUGGGAACUCUAGUCCAAAGGGACAGAGCCCAGACAGACCAGAAGGUGGGGCUGAACUCAGUGAGGAGGAGAGACGGAAGAAAAACUAUGAGGCAGAAGUGAAGUCAUGGCUACUGGAGAGGAUGCAGGCUCCAAUAGAGGACAUGCUGUUCUCUUCAGAGGAGAAGAGUAAAAACCCACCUAUGUUCCUGUGCUUCAAAGUGGGAAAGCCGAUGAGGAAGUCAUUUGCCUCUGGGAUGACCUCUAGUCCCGCCCACUCAUUUGGGGGGCGGGGUAAACAGCCAGAGUACUGGUUUGCUGUGCCGCAAGAAAGGGUGGACCAUCUUUAUGCAUUUUUCGUCCAGUGGUCUCCGGAUGUGUACGGGAAGGAGGCUCGAGAGCAGGGCUUUGUUGUGGUGGAAAAAGAUGAGCUGGACAUGAUAGACAACUUCUUCAGUGACCCUGCAUCUUGCAGCUGGGAGAUCAUCACCAUUGACGAGGCUAAGCGUAGGCAGAGCUUCGGCAGCUGCGACGGAGACCUGGCUGUGGAAGCACUGCCCGUGCUCAGUGACACCAGUGACCUACUGCAAGACACACACAUUGAGAAGCUUGCCUGUCGCUUGCCAGCCCGUGUGCAGGGUUACCCCUGGAGACUGGCCUACAGCACUGUGAAACAUGGGACCAGCCUGAAGACUCUGUACAGGAGCCUGGCAGACUUGGACCGUCCUGUUCUGCUGGUGGUGAAAGACAUGGAUAACCAGAUAUUUGGGGCAUUCUCGACUCAUCCCUUCAGAGUGAGUGAACACUGCUACGGCACAGGAGAGACAUUCCUCUACAGCUUCUGUCCUGAGAUCAAGGUGUACCGCUGGACGGGGGAGAAUUCUUACUUUGUGAAGGGCAAUGUUGAUUCUCUGCAGAUGGGAGGAGGAGGUGGUCAGCUGGGUCUGUGGCUGGACUCUCAGCUGUACCGGGGCACCACCACCAAAUGUGCCACCUUCAACAACCAGCCACUCUCCGCCCAGCAGGACUUCAACAUCCACAGCCUGGAGGUCUGGACCUUUGAGUAGCCUCACCUGCUCCAGCUCCGUCCACAUCCGCUCUCUGCUCCAAACCCUCAAACACCUCCCAAGUCUAUUACGCACCACUUGGAGGCAAACCUAGCUACCCCACAAUGACACUAAAUGUUCUGUGAGCGAAGUCAGAAAGCAACCUGUGCACUUGUUAAGUUGACUGAAAACAAUACGCAAGGUCUUCUGUAGCCUGUUUUGAGGUGGGGUUUGGCUCGUCUAGUUCAUCUCGUCCUUCCAAAGGCGGGAAGUGUGAGAAAAUGUUAUGGCUCUCAGUUCAUUGGCUGCCUCAGACGCCCGACAACGCCUCCAGCUUUCCCAGCAUGCAAGACUGCCUUACCACCAUAAGCUUAUGAAGAGAGAGAGAGAGAGAGAGAGAGAGAAGAGAAAGGCUGCUGAUGUUAGUGUUGAUGUUAUAAACCCCAAAAAGAGCUUAUUUUUAAGUGUGUAUGAAAGAAUAAGGUGUCCCAUAAUGCUGUAGGUGUAUUUGUGCAGAGAUAAUGGUUAAUGUAAAUUAAAUGUUUAAGAAUGUACAGGAUUAUAAACUGAAGAGGUUUGAAAUGAUGGUGUAUCCUUUUCUUUUAUUAAAUGACGCAAUGAAUUCCAAAUGUGAAGGAAGUGAAAAUUGCCAGGGAGAUUUUUGGACCCUGCGACAUUAAAUUAAUUGUUUACAAUGGAAGUAUUGCAGUUCCUCUGAAGGCCGUCUCGUUCUCUUAUUUUUUGAGUUUUAGCUGAACUGAAUUAGGAUGUUUCAUUUCCUCAUAACUACAUAUAAUGUUUUAAUCCCCUGUACUAUCCAAAACAAGUGGUAAAGCCAGUACACAUUUGCAAUGACCAAAUAUGUUCUAUUUUUAUUUCAUAUUUGUUGUGUGCUCAUAUUUUAUAAAAUAUUUUAGAUUUUUUUUAUUUUUACAUUCUGUUUUUACAAAGAUUUUUUUAAAUAGUUAAAGUAAUACUUUUAUAGAAAUGUUGUGUUAAAUAUUUCUGUUUCUGAUUGGACCCCUCAAGCACCUGAAAUGACUGUUCUCAGUAUUGAAUUCAUAUCGCAUGACGACUGAUUUUAUCGCUUUAAUUUUGAUUUGUGGUUGUUGUUCAGAGAGCCAGUGGGAGUUUUAACAUGUCACAUUGCACUACAGGACCGAUCGACAGUCACCGCUGUGUCGUGGCCCUUUCUUCAAUGUAAAAAUAUUACUGAAUGUUGUUUGAUCACCACUGCAGGAGGAACUCUUCCUGUCUGACCGCAGGCCAGCCUCCGUCUGCUUUACUUCAAAAUGGGUGGGAAAGGGAUUUUCUGUUUUUGCACUGCUAUGCCACUAAUUAACAAAAAAAAAUCAGAUCUAACGUGGAAAAAGAAAUGUUCAUUUAUAUCCUGUGUAUGUGACACAGACUUGUAGUGCAUGAAUAUGCAAUACCGCAAAUGUCUGACACCACUGUCAUGAAUCCUGCCAUACUAUUCACCCAUGUCAGUUAUCGCUUCACGUGAAAAUGAGCUUUGUUGUCUUCAGCUGUUAAGUGUUGUAACUGUGAAUGCUCCCAGAGUAUUAUUUCUUGUGAAUCCAAAAACUGCUGUGGUCUGUGAUAUCACUAAGGAUCUAUUUAUUGUGUUGUUAUGGCAACCACAUUUAAACCUAAAUAAAUAUUAAAUACAUGAUAA
This is a messenger RNA of Micropterus dolomieu (smallmouth bass), 4451 nucleotides long. RefSeq names its product nuclear receptor coactivator 7 (gene ncoa7b). Bases 365 to 2797 code for a protein of 810 amino acids. The transcript is spliced from 17 exons. Gene Ontology annotation, cellular component: nucleus. Lineage: Eukaryota; Metazoa; Chordata; Actinopteri; Centrarchiformes; Centrarchidae. Gene Ontology annotation, biological process: regulation of transcription by RNA polymerase II; response to oxidative stress. The record is from RefSeq and is a predicted model, not a curated record.